GACGUCACGGCGGUUUAUUUAUGCUGCAAGCUUCCUGCCGAGUCUGGUUACUCUAUCUGCCUCUUAGCGGUGCUCGUUGUUACUCCGCCUCUUCGCGGAUCACACCACGUUUCCAACCGGAGGAAAAGAAAAGUCGACCUCCCGUUUUUUUCUGGGUGGAGUGUCAUUGAGGAAGUCGCCAAGGCAGCUUUCCCGUCAUCAUGGUGAACAUCCCAGAAUACUAUGCAGGGAAAAAUGUGCUGAUAUCUGGAGCAACAGGCUUCAUGGGAAAGGUUCUGCUGGAGAAGCUGCUGAGGUCCUGCCCUGGGGUCAAAACCGUUUACGUAAUGGUUAGGUCAAAAGCUGGGCAGAGCCCUCAAGCCCGCGUAGCCGACAUGAUUAACUGCAAGUUGUUUGAAAAAUUGCAAGCAGAGCAGCCAGACUUUGCAGAGAAGAUCACAGCAGUGAACAGUGACCUCACAGUACUGGAGCUCGAUCUCAGCAAAGAGGAUCAGAGCAUCCUGGUUGAAAACAUCAACAUCGUCUUCCACUGUGCCGCAACAAUCCGCUUCAAUGAACCACUCAAAGAUGCAAUCCAGCUGAAUGUCCUGGCCACACAAAAGAUGCUGGCGCUGGCCCACAGGAUGAAGCACCUGGAGAUCUUUCUUCACGUCUCCACAGCUUACGCCCACUGUGACAGAGAGGUCAUCGAGGAAGUCGUGUACCCGCCUCCUGUAAACUACCGCAAACUCCUUGACACUCUUGACUGGAUGGACGACGAUUUGGUAGCAACACUAACCCCCAAGCUUAUUGGCGAGCGCCCCAACACUUACACCUACACCAAAGCCUUGGCUGAGUAUCUGGUGCAGCAGGAGGCUGGAGACCUCAAUGUUGCCAUCAUCAGACCCUCAAUUGUUGGCGCCAGCUGGAAAGAGCCGUUCCCCGGCUGGAUUGACAACUUUAAUGGACCCAGUGGAAUAUUCAUCGCCGCUGGAAAGGGGAUUCUGCGUACGAUGAGAGCAUCUAAUGAUGCCGUGGCUGACCUGGUCCCUGUAGAUGUGGUCAUUAAUGCAACUCUAGCGGCAGCUUGGUUCUCUGGAUCACAACGAGUCAACAGGCCUAGAAGCAUCCUGGUGUAUAACUGCACAACUGGUGGGAUCAACCCGUUUCGCUGGGGCGAAGUCGAGUACCAUGUAAUAUCCACAUUCAAGAGGAACCCCCUCGAACAGGCCUUCCGUCGGCCCAAUGUUAAUCUCACAUCCAAUCACCUAAUCAAUCAGUACUGGAUUGCCGUGAGCCACAAGGCUCCGGCCUUCCUGUAUGAUAUGUACCUCAGACUGAUUGGACGAGAGCCCAGGAUGAUGAAGACAAUCACUCGGCUGCACAAAGCCAUGAUGGUCCUGGAGUAUUUCACCAGCCAUUCAUGGGUUUGGAACACAGACAACGUGGCCAUGCUGCUGUCCCAUAUGAGCCCUGAGGAUAAGAAGGUGUUCAACUUUGAUGUGCGCCAGCUGCACUGGGCAGAGUACAUGGAAAAUUACUGCAUGGGCACAAAAAAAUAUGUCCUCAAUGAAGAGCUGUCAGGGCUGCCUGCUGCACGCAAACACCUCAACAAGCUGAGGAACAUCCGCUACACCUUCAACACCGUCCUGGUGGUUCUCAUCUGGCGCAUCUUCAUCGCCCGGUCCCAAAUGGCCCGCAACAUCUGGUACUUUGUGGUGAGCCUCUGUUUCAAAUUCCUCUCGUACUUCAGAGCUUCCUCCACCAUGAGAUAAUGAACCACGGACUCUGAGCAAGGCGGCGGCGAGUUGGAGGUGCGAAGAACGCGGCGCCUGUGGACGAUGAGCGCUCUGAGCGAGGAGUGGAAUGAGCUGGAGUCUGCAGUGACUUAAGAGCUUUAAAUAUCCAACUCUUCAACAAGUCCUCGCUAUACGAAACACAGGACUUGUCUCAGAUCAUCAGAGAUUGGGCUAAUCGUUAAGAAGACCUCAUCCUGUUUCCUUUUGGUCCUGCUUCGCAUUCUGCAAAGCUAUGCAUUGAACAAUGCUUUGCUCCAAAGCAUUGUGUUUUGAGUCCUGCCAGGCCAAAACUUACUCUGCAAGAACAGAGAAACUAGCUCUCUCAGCCAGAGCUGCAAGAACAAAACCACAUCAUUCUGUUCCUGUUAUUUGUGCUUGAUCCAUAUUCUGGGGAACUCCUUUUUUUUUUUCUUGUCGUAUGAAAUAUGAACCGAGUGUGAGACGGCGCUGGGGAUCUAUAAAGACUUCCAAAGAGUUUUGUUGUGGAGUUCUUGUAAAGCUUGAAAUGUUCUGGCCCAAAAGAGAUGUAUUCUUGUUCUUGCAGACUUGAGUAAAAUAAAUUUCUCUGUUCUUGUGUUGUAUGAACACGCCUUUAUUAAGCAUAGACAAAUCAACCCACAUUUCUUUAAGCUUUGUUCCACUGAGCUUUCACCUGACUGCAUCAUUUCUACUUGGAGCAUCAAACAUUUCUGUGGUUUUUAGUAGACCUUUUAAAGGAAUGUUUAUGUGAGGGCGGCGUUUGUGCUGAAUCAUGCCUCACUGGACUUUCUUGCUCGACUUAUCCCGGCAUGUUCCUGCAGGGCGGAAAAUAAACUGUCAACAAGAAAGAACUGCUGCAUGUCGUCAGACUGCAGCGGCUCACCUCUAAAUCACAGCCAAAUACAAUGCAGAUUGUGAUGGUUUUACUCAGUGCCUAUACUGACUUUUCUUUUUUGCAUCAGCAAAUUUUACAAAAACCUUGUUGUUUUUUUCCUCUUCUGGUUCCUUUUUCUGUCAAAUAAGUGUCCAAGUUGCAGCUUUGCCAAAUUCCUUUUGUGCCAGUAGCUUAGGUUGAGGUGGGAGGAGAAACUGUCCUCUUUUCAGCUCUUCUUAUUCCAGUUUGUCUGGAAAAGAAAUGCCUUCAGGUUCAUAUUAUACCCUGGGUGAUGCCCUAUAGAUCACUUUUAAAUGUGGGUCUUUGCUUUUGUUGUUCUAUUCCUCUAGAAUUAACUUGAACUCAAACUUUGUCAAAGAUUUUGCUGCUGCCAUUUUGUUGAGUCUGUGUGGAAUAUUCUGUUACACUUUGGAGCCAUUUGUUCAGCGUCUAUAAAAAUCUAAAUGUGCUUUUUCAUUUUUUUGUGUGUUUUUUUUCCCCUCAUUCUCAAGUCUCGCGUUUCUCUCGGCCUUAACUGCUAGCGUCAUAGAAAGUCUCAAUACUGAAAACACCUUCUCCUGUUUAUCCUCUGUUACCUUUCUUAUUUAUUUAACCCGCCACGAGUUGGUAAUUGCAUGCGUCUUCUAAAAGUGUCUUCAUGUCUGUCGUGUCGUCAUACCAGCAUCUUUAAGGAAUGUGAUUCUCUCAGCAUUAGCAAAUGUACGUAAACCCCAAAAUCCUGUGCCUGAACUCUUGUUAAUAUCUGAAUGUGGAAAAGACAAAAAAAAGAGUAACCAGAUGUGUUUUCUAACUCUAUUGUGUACAGCUCUAUUUAGAUAGAUUUGAAGAGAUGAACAGAUGUAUUUUUCUGCUUGUCAUCACAUGCCUACUUUAUGAAAGCUUACUGAAGUAGCCUCAGCUUAUGUAAAUAAAAGCUGCUGAAAUCCACAGUUUAGUGCCAUUUUAGCUUAAAUUUGUAGUCUGUUUAUGUGAAUGUACUUGUGUCCUUCUGUCUGUUUAAAAAAAAUAAACACUUUGUAAAGUCAGAUGUUUUUUUUUCAGGCUUUAACGUCUGGUGUUGGCUGUAAGAGGAUGAGAUUUGAGUUAUUGUCUGGUUGAGUGAAUAAAUUGUAGCUGCUGUGCCUAAUUUC
This is a messenger RNA of Xiphophorus couchianus (Monterrey platyfish), 3782 nucleotides long. It is a transcript of the gene far1, whose product is annotated as fatty acyl CoA reductase 1. Bases 201 to 1754 code for a protein of 517 amino acids. Gene Ontology annotation, cellular component: peroxisome. Lineage: Eukaryota; Metazoa; Chordata; Actinopteri; Cyprinodontiformes; Poeciliidae. Gene Ontology annotation, molecular function: alcohol-forming very long-chain fatty acyl-CoA reductase (NADP+) activity. Gene Ontology annotation, biological process: long-chain fatty-acyl-CoA metabolic process. The transcript is spliced from 13 exons. The record is from RefSeq and is a predicted model, not a curated record.